Molecule: messenger RNA, 2284 nt
Organism: Amphiprion ocellaris (clown anemonefish)
Lineage: Eukaryota; Metazoa; Chordata; Actinopteri; Pomacentridae
Product: dickkopf-related protein 3-like
Exons: 3
Coding region: 163-693 (176 amino acids)
Biological process (GO): multicellular organism development; negative regulation of canonical Wnt signaling pathway
Cellular component (GO): extracellular region
Molecular function (GO): receptor antagonist activity; co-receptor binding
Source: RefSeq, a predicted model, not a curated record
UUCUUGGACAAACACCCAGUGGGGGUCGAGGUGGAGCUCCUCAGACUAUAAAACCUUCUGGAGGAGGAUCAGACCACUGGAGAACUUCAGUCCUGGCUGUCCGCACAUUCACCUCUAAACUCUGGAUUUUCACCUCCAGUCCUCGGUUAAAUUUCUGCCAAGAUGUCCAGAAACCUGCAGCUGCUCUGUUUGUGUUUGUUCUUCUGCUGGACCGAGGCUCGGAUCUGGGCCUGGAUGCUGAACAUGCCUCACAGUCCUCCUAGAGAAGGAGGAAGAACCCUGAGAGAAAGUCCUGCAGUCACACCUCUCACAGCUGUCUGUGAACACGACAGAGUUUGUGGUCGAGGGUUUUCUUGCGACCGCCACUUCGGUCUGUGUGUUCCUCUGAGAGCUGAAGGUUUUUACUGCCGGAGGGAUUCCCAGUGUGUCCGAGGACUCAGCUGCAUGUUUGGGAAAUGUCACCGUAGCGUUCCCACCGGACAGGAGGGUUCCAGGUGUAAGGUGGACAGGGACUGUGGUCCGUCCAUGUGCUGUGCUCGGCAUCAUGGAGAGCUGGUCUGUAAAAGACGUCUGGUGGACGGAGAGUCCUGCUUCAUUCCUGAUGGAGGUUUGGCCUUCAGCAUCAACCAGAUCUGUCCCUGUGAUGAAGGUUUACUGUGUCGGGAAAAUGCUGGGAAACACCGCAGAGAGUGAGUACCUCUGGUGGAGCUUUCACCUGACGUUAUUUAACUUAUCUAGUCUCAAAAUGUAGUAAAACAACUUUCACAACAUUCAACCCUCUGAAACCAAAGCUUUUUAAUCAAAUAUUUGGAUUCCAGCAUCAAAAGUGGAAGUGAGACGCUGUGCAACAAAAGUAACCAUCCUGGUGGAACAUGGGCAGACAUCCAUGGUGUAUUGUACAUAUAUUGUACAUCAAAAUAUAUAAUACAGGUGUGUGUGUGUGUGUGUGUGUGUGUGUGUGUGUGUGUGUGUGUGUGUGUGUGUGUGUGUGUGUGUGUGUGUGUGUGUGUGUAUAUAUAUGUAUGUCUCCUUGUUUUCAGUUUCUUGUUCAUUUUAAUGCCUGGUAUAUAUAUAAUGAUAACAAAAAUAUCUGAUAAGAGUUUAAUUUCAGAGCUGAUAUCAGACAUUUUCCAUGGUUUUCUUGAUCAUAACCAGAAUCCCUUCAGUUCUUCCAUCAAUAGCUAUGGCAUUGUUCUGCCAAAAACAGCUUUUAGGAUUCCAUGUUUUCUUUUCUGUCUGCUUUAGUCACAUGAUCCAUACAGGAGUUAGUCUUCAUGCUCUCCACCAGCUUCUGACAUUGUUCUGCUGCCACAGCAGCUCAUUCCUGUUGCACUAAUUCUAACUAACCUGCUUUGUUUUUGGGCUUGUGGUUCUCCAUUUUGCGUUUGAUGAUUUUCCACAGGUGUUCAGUUGGAUUGAGGUUGAGCAGGCCAACGCAUGGUUCCAAUGUUCUGCUUCUCCAUCCAGGCUUUAACUGACCUUGUAAAGUAACCAGCUUUCCUCUGCCUUUCCUUGAUGAAGGGCUUCUUCCUGCCCUGUGUGACUUCAGACCAGCUUCAACAAGUCGGUUUCCAACAGUCCAAGUCACAUUUCUCCACAGUACCCACUAAUUUUUAGGUCCCUGGAGGUCUGAGGAUGAUUCCUGAUACAGAAACACAUGAGUGACGGUCAUCUGAUGGGGUAGAAAGAUGUUUCCUGCUGCGACCAGCUAGCAGUUUGGUAGAACCAUGUUGGGCUUGUUUUUUCUUGGUGUAUUGAACGGCUGUCUUGGAGAUCUUCAGUUUUUUGGCUACCUGUCUCUCACUCAUGCCAGUUUCCAGCAGUACCAAGAUGGCUGCCUUUGUGGCUUCACAUAAUUCUUUAGUUUUAGGCAUUAUGUGAGCUGACAACUUCUGAGUUGUGCUACUACUUGAAUGUAAGCAGGAAACCACUCUAGGCCUUUGCAUGUGCAGUGCUGAUGAUGACAUGAAAUGUCCUCUUAUAUACUCUGGAAUACAAUGAAGCUGAAGCAUGUCAGAUAGGACAUAAAGUAUGAUGGAAUCAGCUGCAUUUUUAGUCGUGUUCAUUGUAUUCUUCAGGUAAUAUACCUUUAGUGGUACCAGGCAUUGAAAUGAACAGCUAAUUGAAGAAAACAAGGCUGGUCUAAUAAGUUUUUCCAUGACUGUGUUCAACUAAAACUAAAGCUACAGGAACCUACAUGUCUGAUCUCCUUGUGGGACGUGUUUUAAAUCUUCUUUAAAUAUAUUCUAUUUAUUAGUUUUUAAAGUCUAAACCUCAGUUUGUU